CCAGCUCAGCGAGUUGCCCGCAGCCGACAUUCACCGACACGUGCCGCUGUCGAACGUAAGAUUUUGCUUCAGAACUGCACCCGGGGCCGGCAAAGCACCCAAGAGUCCCUAGAAGCUCGAGGGGCAAGCUCCUCCGCAGCUCCCUAUGUCCCGCCCGUAGUCACUCGCAAAAAUGACUGAAGUCGCUGCUUCCCAAAGCUUGGACUGGGCGUCAACCCGAGCAGCCCUCGCCGCAUCCUCUACGACCACUCGUAUAGCUCAGUUGCGGUACAUCGAUGAUCGCGUCCUAGCCAAAAAUCUCGACCUGCAGUCCACUGCCCUCGUGCUCAAGCUCCUUCUGGGGACAUAUCACUACUAUACCGACAGACCUUCUAGGCGAGCCGUCCAAAAAUGCCUUGCAUCCAUCUUCGCGACCGUCGAUGAGCCCAAAGUCAUUGUGCCUUUCAUAAGCGCCAUUCGCACCGAAGCCAAUAAAUCGGGUUUAGCACCCACUGCAGCUUUUGUGCUUGUGGAAUGGUGCUCAAUACUGCUCAGCGGUUUCGCUGGAACCCCGCUUUGGGACCAUUGCGGCCUCGAAGUCAUUCACGCCAACGCUGCAGCUCUCGAACGAUGCGUCCAGCCGAGCUCCAAAGUGACUGCGGCCCAGUCGGCACUGGUCAUCUCGCGGAGAGGCAUCCGCGGGGCAUUCUGGUCAAAGGAGUUCCGCCCAAAAGCUGUCGAGGCAACAGUUCAAGCUUUGACUGCGAAAAGCGCGCAGCCUACUGCUCGCAAUGCCGUGUUGCUUGGCGUGGUCGCUGGUGUGUGUGCUAGGCACGAGCAGGCAAAGGCGUUGCUGGAAACCAAAAAGGCCGACUACCUCACGUUUUACACAAGGGAAAUCGUUGGCUCCCGCACACCCGUCCCGAGCCAUAUCCUGGAGGGUUUGAAGGAUUUCUUUUGUGACUUCGUCACGGAAGAAGAUUUGAACAAGAAUAUCAUCCCGCCAGUGGAAAAGGGUCUUCUUCGAGCGCCUGAGGUGGUCCUUGAACUGAUAGGGCCACUCUGCAACUCUCUCCCCACAGCGUUCGACUUGUCCGAGAUUCUCUCGGAUCACCUUCUGAAACCAAUUCUGGCAAAUGUCAAAUCCACCAACCCAGCAAUCCGCGCAGCAGUGCUAGCCGCCUUCAGGUCGAUUGCAAAGAGAAGUCAUGAUGUUAAAGUUCUGGAGAGAAUAUCCGAUGAAAUCCUCACUCCACUCAAAGCCGGUAAACUUGCGUCUGCGGAUCACAGAGUGCUUCACUCGGAGUUGCUUGGGUCUAUCGAUCUUCCAGCGGAAAUUGCGUCCAAGAUCACAGGCGGAUUGGCUCCUGUAGCAGUGAAGGAGGGCAACGAGGCGGCGUUGACCGCAGAGCUUGGCCUGAUAGCGAGGGCAGCAAUUCGCCUGCUUCAAGACGAUAUCGACGUCGGCAAGCCGACGAUCGACGCCUUUGUAAAGGGCUUAGCAGAUAAGAAAGUGUCUGCUCGUCGUCUUUGGAUACUGCGUACGGGCGAGAUCCUCAGCCAGUUUAGCGAAGCUGCAUCCUUGUCAGCCAACGUGGCGAAGUUUGCAGAGUCCAUUUACCCGCCUUUUGCAGAUGUGUGGACUGAAAUCCUGAAGAACCCUGCUUCCGCCGUACAAAGCGCUCUGAUCACGGGCGUGUUCGUUUUUUCGACACUAUCAUACAAGAUCUUCUCAAAGCUCGACAGCGCUGCAGCCAAGGCUAUCAACAAGAAGGCAGACGUCAAGAAAGAGAGCUUUGCAAUGGAUCCCAAGCCUUCUUACCUUGUGAACCACCGCAUUUACAGCCGUCUGACGCUUGAGGAUGACUGCAAAUGGUUUUUGUUCAACCUGGCGGCUGUCUCUGCUGAUCUAGAGACAGCUCCAACACCAGCCCAAGUGUCCUGGGCCCUAGCCUUGAUCUAUCUUCUCUCCUCCAACACUGUCCCGGCCACAAUCCGGAAGUCUACUGGGGAAACAAUCUCCACUUUAUACGACGAGCAUCCAUCAGCUGUGUUCGCGAGCAUCGUCACCGCACUUUGGCAAUGGGUCGAGGCUUGCGACAGUGCCGACAAAGAUAGCGUCGCAGCAUCCGCCAAGUUCGAGACCAGUAAUCUCAACAUAGCACUAAGGGCCUUGUGCGUGAAAAGUGCACGCUCAUCUGCCAAUGGCGCCGAAACACGACUCGAGAAACAGCUGUGUUCAGUUCUUGUCCUUGCUCGCGACCAGCUUAUUCCGCGGAUCAGCUGGAUCGAUCUGUGCCUGAAGGCAGGACUUGACCCAGGGGCUCUGGCCAAGACGUAUGCCGAGGACUUAAUAGAGCAGGUGAUUGAGAAGACAGGACCUACACAGAAGUCUCCGCUCAUAAAGAGCGCCGCAUGUGACGCCGCCGCAGAUUUAGUCUUUGUCGCGCCGGAGGUAAUGACAUCAAAGAUUAUUAAAAUGCUUCACGCAGAUCUCGAUACGGCAGGGCUAAGCGAGAUCGGACCAGUGGAGGCGGCAAUCUUCCGCACACCGGAAGGCACAGCGUUUGUCGACGUACUCGCGAAGAAGUCACAAGUGGUACCGAAUAAGAACUCAAAAGAUUACGACACCCUGAAGUGGGAGGAAGAGCUCAGGUCGCAACUCGCACUGAAGAAGGGACAGCAGAAGAAGCUGACUCCCGACGAACAGGCCAAAGUCAACGCUCAGUUGAGGAAAGAGGCUGAGAUCCGCCAAUCCAUCUCAAAAAUAGAGGCAAGGCUUAUGCGAGGCAUCGGCAUCGUUAAGAGUUUGAUCAACGGACCGCCGACGGAUGCAUCAUUGUGGCUCGGUCCCGCAGUGAGUGCUUUGCUGUCAGCAAUGGAGGCUGGUGCCUGCAUGAUCACUGGCGAUGCGGCACCGCUGGCCUAUAUCAGCUGCGCUGAUAAAGUGACAAGCCGGCUUGGACCGAUUCGGCCUUUCAUUGGGGUCGCUACUCUUCGAGCACUGGACAUCAGUUCAUUGCCAGAGAAUCUGAUUGAGGAGGGCUUGGAAGAACUUGUCACACGGGUACUAUAUCGCCUUCAUUUUGCAGGCGAGCAGCGGCCCUUUGACCCUGUUUCCGUCAUCUACAUACUCCCAUUGGCUUUCGCUAUUCUUCGCAAAGGAGGUGUGGGCGCGGCUGCCGAUGACAGAGAUGCGCAAGUGGUUCUCGCAAUUGAGAUCCUGGCUCUCCACACAGACGUCUGUGCUGAUGAGAACAUUCCAAGAGCUGAACUCAUUUCCAUUCUGAUUGCAGCGAUGCAGCAAUACGGUCAGCAUUACAAGAUCAUCAAGGACUGCUUCUCGGACUUGGUGCGCUGCGUAGCUCCUAACAUGACCACUGCCGAGGUUGAGGUUCUAGCAAAAGGAGCCAUUGCGCCGCAGGCAUCUAUCCGAGAGGCGGUACUUACCUCCAUCAGCGCAGAUGUCGAUAUGAGUGAGCUAGGAUUUUCUGAUGAGCUCUGGAUCUCGUGCCACGAUGAUGUGGCAGAAAACAUUGAACUGGGUGAAGAGAUCUGGACUGAGAGCGAGUUCAAGACCACAAAAGAAACCCCAUUCAGGAUGCUCCCUUACCUCGAGAGCAAAGAUGCCCAACUUCGGCGGGCUUCAUCACGAGCACUCGCAUCGGCUUGCAAGGCUCAUCCUUCCACACUCGAGCAAGUUCUCACCCGGCUACAGGCAUCCUACACUGAGUUUGCGAAGCCCAAAGUGCCACAACUGGACGAAUUUGGCAUGCCCAAGAAGACCGACCUGGCUGAUCCUUGGGAAGCCCGACACGGGUUCGCAGCUGCAUUCAAGGAACUGGCUCCCCUUCUUCAAAAGUUCCAAGUCGAUGAUUUCUUCGCCUUCUUCAUCGAGGGUGGCCCACUUGGGGAUCGGAACGCAACCGUGCGCAGCGAAAUGCUCGAAGCCGCCCUCGCUGUGAUCGAGUUGCACGGAAGAGCGCUCGUUGACAAGAUGAUGAAAACAUUCGAAAAGACGCUCGCUGCGCCAGAUAAAGGUUCUGAAGCAUCGGACCGUGUCAACGAGGCAGUCAUCAUCAUGUACGGAGCGUUGGCUCGCCACUUGAAGCCUGGUGACAACAAGAUCCCGGUCGUUUUAGAUCGCCUGCUUGCGACACUAAGCACUCCAUCCGAAACUGUGCAGUACGCAGUCGCAGAAUGCCUGCCACCGCUUGUUAAGACGUGCAGUGACAAGUCGUCCAAGUACUUCGACCAGAUACUUGAUACACUGCUCAACUCCAAAAAGUAUGCUGAGAAACGUGGUGCGGCUUACGGAUUGGCUGGACUUGUCCUUGGACGCGGUAUCUCGGUGCUUCGCGACUACCGCAUCAUCAUUACUCUCAAGAGCGCGACCGAGAAUAAGAAGGAGCCCCAACAGCGUGAGGGGGCAUUCUUGGCGUUUGAGUUGCUGCCAACCAUGCUUGGUCGUCUUUUCGAGCCAUAUGUGAUACAAAUUGUUGACCAGCUACUGGCCGGCUUCGGCGACAGCAAUGCCGAUAUCAGAGACUCAUGCUUGGCCGCAGCGAAAGCGUGCUUUGCCAAGCUCAGCUCAUAUGGUGUCAAGCAAAUUUUGCCUACGCUUCUUCGCGGACUCGAUGACGACCAGUGGCGCAGCAAACGAGGAGCCUGUGACCUUCUUGGUGCCAUGGCUUAUCUCGACCCUCAACAGCUCGCACAGAGUCUACCAGACAUCAUCCCUCCCCUCACGGCCGUACUCAACGACAGUCACAAAGAAGUCCGUGCUGGCGCAAACAAGAGCUUGAAACGCUUCGGCGAGGUUAUCGAGAACCCUGAAGUCAAGAGUCUCGUUGACAUCCUACUGAAAGCUCUCAGCGAUCCCACCAAGUACACAGACGACGCUCUCGAUGCCCUCAUCAAGGUACAAUUCGUACACUAUCUUGAUGCGCCAUCCCUCGCGCUUGUCACUCGUAUCUUGCAGCGUGGUCUGGACGAUCGAUCUAGCACCAAGCGAAAGGCUGCUCAGGUCAUCGGUAGUCUUGCCCACCUGACAGAACGCAAAGACCUGAUUGCACAUUUACCUGUGCUUGUGUCUGGGCUUAAGAUCGCAGCUGUCGAUCCAGUUCCAACAACGAGAGCCACGGCAUCUCGGGCACUUGGAUCGCUUGUCGAGAAGCUCGGUGAAGAUGCCUUGCCCGACCUUAUCCCGGGCCUCAUGCAGACACUCAAGUCGGAUACCGGUGCCGGAGAUCGGCUUGGCUCUGCCCAGGCCUUGUCCGAAGUCCUUGCCGGAUUGGGCACUACGAGGCUGGAGGAGACGCUUCCAACAAUCUUGCAGAAUGUGGAGUCCUCCAAAGCUGCAGUCAGAGAAGGCUUCAUGUCGCUUUUCAUAUUCUUGCCCGUGUGUUUCGGCAACAGCUUCGCAAACUAUUUGGGCAGGAUUAUCCCACCCAUUCUGGCUGGUCUUGCGGAUGAUAUCGAAUCCAUUCGUGAGACGGCUCUCCGGGCAGGACGACUGUUGGUCAAGAACUUCGCAACCCGAGCAGUAGAUCUUCUCCUUCCGGAGCUUGAGCGAGGUUUGGCGGAUGACAGCUACCGGAUUCGUCUCAGUUCCGUGGAGCUCGUCGGCGAUCUUCUGUUCAACCUUACGGGCAUCAGUGGCAAAACAGAUGAUGAUGAGGAGGAUGCCGAGGAAGAUGCCAAGGAAGCCGGUGCGUCGCUCCGUGAGGUACUCGGCGAGGAGAAACGCAACAAAAUCCUCUCUGCUCUGUAUAUCUGUCGCUGUGACACGGCUGGUGCGGUUCGCGCUGCUGCCGUUGCUGUGUGGAAGGCGCUGGUUGCUACGCCAAGAACACUCAAGGAGCUUACGCCGACUCUCACACAACUCAUCAUUCGUCGUCUUGGUAGCUCGAAUAUGGAGCACAAGGUCAUUGCCAGCAACGCCUUGGGUGAGCUGAUCCGGAAGGCUGGCGACAGCGUCCUCUCAACACUUCUUCCUACUCUUGAGGAAGGCUUGCAGACAUCUACCGACACAGAUGCCAAGCAGGGUAUAUGUUUGGCUUUGAAGGAGUUGAUCGCUUCGGCGUCUGAGGAGGCUGUGGAGGAUCAUGAGAAGUCUCUGAUUUCCGUGGUACGGACAGCAUUGACAGAUUCUGACGAAGAAGUCAGAGAAGCAGCUGCAGAAGCCUUCGACUCUUUGCAGCAGAUCAUUGGCAAGCGCGCCGUUGAUCAAGUCCUUCCCUUCUUCCUCAACCUAUUGCGAUCUGACAAUGACGCCGAGAAUGCCCUGGCGGCUUUGCUCACUCUCCUCACUGAGAACUCAAGAUCCAGCAUCAUUUUGCCCAACCUUAUUCCUACGCUCACGACACCGCCAAUUUCAGCCUUCAACGCUAAGGCUCUCGCCUCACUCUCUCAAGUGGCUGGUGGCGCGAUGAACAGGCGGAUGCCAAACAUCAUCAAUUCGCUCAUGGAUAAUAUCAUCAAUGCCGAGAACGAGGAGCUUCGUGUCGACCUGGAGAACUCCUUCGACAUGGUUAUUCAAUCCAUAGACGAGUACGACGGUUUGAAUACUGUCAUGAACGUCUUGCUGCAAUUGGUCAAGCACGACGAUCAUCGCAGGCGCGCAGUGACGGCACAUCGCCUCGCAAAUUUCUUCUCCGCUGGUAGUGUCGACUACUCACGCUACAACCAGGACAUCAUUCGCGCGCUUCUCAACUCCUUUGACGACAGAGAUUCGGAUGUUGUCAAGGCGGCUUGGACAGCACUGAAUGAGUUCACAAAGAAACUCAAGAAGGAGGAGAUGGAAGGCCUGGUCUCUUCGACGCGGCAGACGCUGUUACGCAUUGGUGUCGCUGGGGUCAAUCUUCCUGGUUUCGAACUUCCAAAGGGGAUCAACGCUAUUCUGCCAAUCUUCCUUCAGGGUCUCAUGAACGGCACUCCGGAUCAGCGGACGAAUGCUGCGCUUGCAAUCUCCGACAUCGUCGACCGGACGAGCGAAAACUCGCUCAAGCCGUUCGUGACACAGAUCACCGGUCCUCUGAUCCGUGUUGUCUCUGAGCGCUCGACUGAUGUCAAGGCAGCAAUUCUACUCACCCUCAACAAUCUGCUCGAGAAGAUGCCAACCGCCCUUAAGCCUUUCUUGCCACAAUUACAACGUACCUUUGCAAGAUCUCUGGCAGAUCCUACGAGCGAGAUGCUCCGGUCUCGCGCUGCCAAAGCUCUCGGUACGCUCAUCAAAUUCACGCCUCGUGUUGAUCCACUCAUUGCGGAGCUUGUGACUGGAUCCAAGACAACGGACUCCGGCGUCAAGACGGCUAUGCUCAAAGCACUGUACGAAGUCAUUAGCAAGGCUGGAGCGAACAUGGGCGAGAGUUCAAGGACGGCGGUUCUGAAUCUCAUUGAUCUAGAGACCGAGAUGAAGGACGACACCAUGACAAUCACGAACGCCAAGUUACUCGGUGCACUAAUUAAGAAUGUGCCGACCGAGGCUGCCCACAACCUCAUGAAGAAUCGUGUCACUACAACGCAUUUUACCAAUGCGUCCGUGCUGGCACUCAAUGCGGUCUUUGUCGAAUCCCCGCGAGUUCUCCUCGACAGCCCGAUGGCAGAGGAUCUUCCGGACAUUCUCUGCCAAGGAAUGUCUAACAAGAAUCUGUUCGUUGCGGACAAUGCGAUCUUGGCCGCUGGCAAGUACCUCAUGACAGAUUCGCCCAAGUCAUUCGAGGCGAUCAAGCCCAUAUUCACAACGUUGGCAACCAUUAUCGGACCUGGCAAUCCAACUGACUCCCGGCGGCUGGCGCUUGUCAUUGUACGGACGAUUUCACGAACAGACAUGGACAUGAUCCGCCCACAUCUUGCGCUGCUGGCACCACCAGUAUUUGCCUCUGUUCGGGAUCCUGUCAUCCCUGUCAAGCUUGCGGCCGAGGCUGCGUUCGUGGAACUGUUCAGCGUGGUGGAUGAGGAAAGCAAAGUGUUUGACAAGUACAUGGCUGCAAACGGAGAGUCCCUUCCGGCCAACACCAAGAGAAGCAUGCAGGAUUAUUUCAAGCGUGUUGCGCUCCGCCUUGGUAACCAGGCACGAGAGAGGAAGGAAGCGGAAGGCGGGGCAGGCGGCUUAGGGCUGUCCAAUGACGAGGUCGAGGACGAGAAGGAGAUCUGGAGCGUGGGUGCUGUUGAAAUGGGGGGCGGUGUGUUUGCCACGGACGAUUGAGUAAGUGGUUAAAUCUAUAGGAGCCGAUCUAGCGGCUCAUAUACUGUACAAAAACACAACUGCAGAUUACACGGGUUGUGAGAACUGCACUUCUGUUGCAGCCCGGUGAAUGUUUGGCCACGCGAGCAGCUUAUGGAAACGCGGCCAUGACAAUAAAGUGCCUGCCUGCGGUGAGGUGGGGUAUCACAUAGGUUGCGAGAAUAGGGCGACCUGAUAGUCGUCGAAAGUUGACUCAACCCUCCG
Messenger RNA from Microdochium trichocladiopsis, 8431 nucleotides. Its product is annotated as armadillo-type protein. The transcript has 4 exons. Lineage: Eukaryota; Fungi; Ascomycota; Sordariomycetes; Xylariales; Microdochiaceae. Gene Ontology annotation, molecular function: protein kinase regulator activity; protein binding. Gene Ontology annotation, biological process: regulation of translation; cellular response to amino acid starvation. The record is from RefSeq and is a predicted model, not a curated record. Gene Ontology annotation, cellular component: cytosol. Bases 173 to 8188 code for a protein of 2671 amino acids.